AUGGGCGCCGAUUGGAGUUGGAGCAGGAGCAAAUGGGUUGGGUUAGUGGCGGCGGUGUGGAUUCAAGCCAUCUCCGGCAACAACUACACUUUUUCAAAUUACUCCGACGCUCUGAAAUCCCUCAUGCAUCUAAAUCAAAUUCAGCUCAACAAUCUCUCGGUGGCGAAGGACGUUGGGAAGGCAUUUGGGCUUCUUGCUGGUCUGGCUUCUGACAAAAUGGGGACUUGGGCCAUUCUCCUCAUUGGGUCUCUCGAAGGUCUCAUCGGUUAUGGCGUUCAGUGGCUCGUCGUCAGCCAAACAAUCCAACCCCUCCCCUACUGGCAGAUGUGCAUAUUUCUGUGCAUGGGUGGCAACAGCACAACAUGGAUGAACACGGCGGUUCUAGUCACCUGCAUCCGCAACUUCCGCCGCAGCAGAGGCCCUGUUUCCGGCAUUCUCAAAGGCUAUGUCGGUUUGAGCACCGCCAUAUUCACCGACCUCUGUUCUGCUCUCUUCGCCCACGACCCUGCUUUGUUUCUUGUCAUGCUCGCUCUCAUCCCUUUCGUCGUUUGCCUCUCCGGAAUCUUUUUCCUCCGUGAGAUUCCUACCGCCGACGGCAACGACCAUGAAGACUCCACUUAUUUCGGGGUCUUCAGCGCCGUCGCCGUCCUCGUCGCCGUUUACCUCUUGGCCUUCGACUUCGUGCCGAACCCUAGCACGUUCGCGUCUCGAGCUUUCUCUGUCGGUUUGCUUGUUUUAUUGGCGGCGCCGUUGGGCAUCCCGGUCCACUCUCACUUCAAAUCACGCGGGUUGGACCGGUUCAAACCGGAUUUGGAGGGGCCGAGUAAGGAACCGUUGCUUCGCGGGAACGACAAGGGUUAUGAAAGUGAGGAGGAGAGAGGGAGUGUUUUAGCGGAAGACGCGGUGGCGGUGGCGGUUGGAAAGAGUGGACCUGCGCUGGGGGAUGAGCACACGAUAUGGGAGGCGCUGAGAACCGUGGAUUUUUGGAUUUUGUUCGUGUCGUUUCUUUGUGGGGUUGGAACGGGUUUGGCUGUUAUGAAUAAUAUGGGUCAAAUCGGGUUGGCGCUGGGUUAUUCGGAUGUGUCCCUCUUUGUGUCUUUGACCAGUAUUUGGGGCUUUUUCGGUCGGAUCGUAUCGGGUUCGGGUUCGGAGUACUUCAUAAAGAAAGGUGGAACACCUAGACCCCUUUGGAAUGCAGCGUCUCAAAUUGUGAUGGGCGUGGGAUACAUACUCCUGGCCAUGGCCAUGCCAGGUUCCCUUUACGUAGGGUCCAUUGUGGUUGGCAUAUGCUACGGAGUGCGGCUUGCCAUCACUGUGCCAACAGCCUCGGAGUUAUUUGGCCUCAAAUAUUAUGGUCUCAUGUACAACAUUCUAAUCCUUAACCUUCCCCUUGGCUCUUUCCUCUUUUCUGGUCUGCUAGCUGGCAUUCUGUAUGAUAUGGAGGCAACUACCGCCACAGGAGGAGGCAACACUUGUGUUGGACCUCAUUGUUACAGACUGGUAUUCAUAAUCAUGGCUGCAGCCUGUGUUGUUGGGUUCUUCUUAGACCUUCUGUUGUCAAUCAGAACCAAGAAGGUUUACAACAACAUCUCCUUCAGCAAAACCUCCAAGAAAAACUCAGUCACAUCAAGUACGCCAUGA
Sphenostylis stenocarpa is the source of this 1641-nucleotide messenger RNA. Lineage: Eukaryota; Viridiplantae; Streptophyta; Magnoliopsida; Fabales; Fabaceae. The record is from the annotation of a GenBank genome assembly.